Messenger RNA from Ambispora leptoticha, 1044 nucleotides. The record is from the annotation of a GenBank genome assembly. NCBI's taxonomy places the organism in Eukaryota, Fungi, Glomeromycota, Glomeromycetes, Archaeosporales, Ambisporaceae.
AUGAUAACCGAUAUUCCAAAUGUGGUGGAAAAAAUUAACGAGAAUCUUCCGGACCAGAUUCAAAUGUGGGGAUAUGCAAAAGUCGUUAAAACUUUUCAUUCGAAAACACUUUGUGAUUCGAGAAUUUAUGAAUAUCUUAUUCCAAGUUAUGUCUUCAUGCAUUCAUCACCAUCGUCGUUAUCAACGCCAAAUACUCAACCCAUACUGACAGCUGAAGGGUACACCCUGAAGAAAGAAACGGAGAGGUUGGUUUCUCCGGGGGAAACUCCAUUGAUAUCGCAAGAUUCCACAAUUGUUCAUAUAUCAUUGGAGGACAUCCCAGUAGCCACGGCAGAAGAAAUGAUUGAAAAGCGAAAAUAUCGCAUACCACCAGAUACCUUGGAAACUGUGAGACAAGGGUUUAGAAUUUAUGAAGGAACGCAUAAUUAUCAUAAUUAUACGAUUGGUCGUAGUGCUAAAGACAAGAGUUGCUUUCGAUAUAUUAUUAAAUUUGAGGUUAGCGACCCAAAAAUAAUACAAAACACUGAAUGGUUAAGCCUUAAAGUGCAUGGGCAAUCAUUUAUGUUACAUCAAAUUCGGAAAAUGGUUUCAAUGAUUGUUCUAGUAGUACGAAGCGGCACACCAUUAUCUCUUGUUGAGAAAACAUUUGACUUAGACAAAAUCAAUAUACCAAAGGCCCCAGCUUUAGGCUUAUUGCUCGAACAGCCUGUUUUCAAUUCUUACAAUAAAAAAGCAAAAGAAAAAGAAAAGGAUUUAGUUAGUUUUGAGUUAUACAAGGAAAAAAUCGAUAAAUUCAAAGAUGAAUUUAUCUAUUCAAAGAUCUUUGCGGAAGAAAUUGAAGAGAACACUUUCCAGAAUUGGCUAAAUGUAAUUGAUUAUCACACUGCGCGUGAUUAUGGAUAUCUUAACGUGGAGGGUAUCAUUCCGGAGAGUGCAAUCAUAAAAACAGGCGAGAAAAUUCAUAAGGGUAAAAUCAUUGUUAAAGACGAUGAAGACAAUGGUAUUAACAAGGAAGAAGAUGACGAUAGUUUUUCAGAGGAAUGA